Cucurbitaria berberidis CBS 394.84 is the source of this 750-nucleotide messenger RNA. RefSeq lists its product as uncharacterized. Lineage: Eukaryota; Fungi; Ascomycota; Dothideomycetes; Pleosporales; Cucurbitariaceae. Gene Ontology annotation, molecular function: acyltransferase activity, transferring groups other than amino-acyl groups. Bases 1 to 750 code for a protein of 249 amino acids. The transcript is spliced from 2 exons. The record is from RefSeq and is a predicted model, not a curated record.
AUGAGUGAACGGUAUUCGGUGCGAGAGGCGGAGACACGAAAAGAGUUGGAUGAUAUCAUGGAUGUUAUAUGGGCAGCGAACUACACCCCUUAUGAGCCAUUUGUGCAAUUGUUCUUCCCUAUACUAGGCUUCACGACUGCACAUCGAGAAGCUGCUAUUGCAGAGUCGAAGGAAAGAUUCUGGGUCCAGCAUCAGGCCGACGAUUCAAGUCACUGGUUCUACGUAUUCGAUACAGUUACGGGAAAGUCAGUUGGCUGUGCGCAGUGGGUAUUCUCUAGAUCAAACCCAUUCGCUGCAGGCACGCCGAAGUUGACAGCACCGUGGUGGCCGGAAGGUGAAUGUCAGAGAUUUUGCGAAUCCAUCUUGAACCAGGUAUAUAAGCCGCGGGCGAGCUGGAUGACGCGGCCUCAUUGUGCUCUCAAUUGGAUGGCGGUACAUCCUUCUCAUCGUCUCCGCGGCAUCGGCUCACUCCUCAUGAAUGUUGGUAUUCUACGCGCCGACGAACUUGACCUAGAAUGCUGGUUGGAGGCGUCUUCGAUGGGCAAGUCGCUCUACGAACGAUUCAAGUUUCAGGCCCUUCUAAAGAUUGCCUUCGACAACGAAAGGCCGGACGCAACUGAUGAAUGGCGCAAGUGUGCGCACGAGAUGACUCCGCCGCCGAUAUUUGCAAUGUGGAGACCGAAGCAAGGACGCGGGGGAGGCGAUUGGGGCGAAGUGAAAUUACCAUGGGAACUAGGUUCGGAGAAGUAG